AUGAUUGCCAGUGCUGCUCCUAUCGCCGAGAACUGCACAUUGGAAGCUGACUACGAUGUCAUCGUUGUCGGUUCCGGACCUGCUGGUCUCAUUGUUGCCGACCGCAUGAGCGAGGCUGGCAAGAAGACUCUUCUUCUCGAGCAGGGUGGACCAUCAUACUAUGUUACCGGGGGACGUGAGCGUCCUGGUUGGUUGAACAGCACUGAGCUCAGCCGUGUCGAUGUUCCUGGUCUUUACAAGUCCAUCUUCUCGGUGACUGGCAACCUAACAUGUGCGUCCGACGUUGUCAAUGCCUUCCAGGGCUGCACAGUUGGCGGAAACACUGCCAUCAACGCUGGUCUCUUCUUCCAGCCCCCAGCAUCUGACUGGGACCUGUACUUCCCCGCUGGAUGGAAGAACUCUGACAUGCAGAGUGCGAUUGCAAAGGUCCACGCCAAGCAGCCUUCUACCGAUAAUCCGUCGGCCGAUGGCAAGCGCUACUUGCAGAGCGGUUUUGAUGCCGCUAAGGAGUGGCUCGUCAAGGGUGCUGGCUAUGCUGAGGUCGGCCUGAAUGACGGUUGGGAGAAUCACCAGAAGACCAAGGUCUUCGGUCACCCCAUUUACAACUAUGAUGGCGGCCAGAGGAGCGGUCCCGUCAAGACCUACCUCCAGUCUGCGCUCCAGCGCCCCAACUUCCACUUCCAGACCGGAACCAAGGUUGUUCGCGUCAUUCGCGACGGUCAGACAGCGACUGGCGUCGAGAUCCAAAUCAAGGGCUCCAACACCACCUCCAUCGUCAACAUCGCUAAGAGCGGCCGCGUCGUCCUUUCUGGUGGUGCUCUUCUCAGCCCUCAGCUCCUCAUGUGGUCCGGUAUUGGCGAGGCAGCCACCCUCCGCAACCUCUCCGCAUCCGGUCAGCUCACACUCCCUGCAAGCCAGUGGAUUAACAAUAGCGCUGUUGGUGAUAAGGUCUUCGACAACCCGAACACCUUCAUUGAGCUCUUCUCUGACUCCGUUUCCUCUUACACCUACAACUACACCGACCCCAUCCCCGCUGACCGCGAUCUCUACCUGAAGUCGCGCUCCGGACCUUACUCUUUCGGCUCGCAGACCAGCGCUUUCUGGGACUUCAUCAAGCAGGGCAACGAGACCGUCGGCUGCCAAGGCACCAUCGACUCCUCCGGUGCGGUCGACUUCAUGGAAAACGGCACCAUCACCCUGAACGUAUACGGAACCUCCGGUCUGCGCUCCUUCGGCCGCGUCGGUCUAGAUGCCAAGGGCAUCGCCACACCCUCGUCUGGCUUCUUUUACUCCGACAAGCGGGAUGCUCAAGCCGUUGGUCAGUUCAUUUACAACAUCUUCCAGGCCCUGCCCAAGAACCUGAAGCCAUUAAAUAUCGCUGGUAACUCGACGCUUGAGGAGAUUACCACUUGGGUCAGCUCGCCUUCUGAUUACACUCUGGGUAAUGUCCAGCACUGGUCCAGCAGUUGCCGCUUCGAUACUUGCGUUGACACCAACGCCAAGGUCAUUGGCACCAGCAACAUCCACGUUGUGGAUGCAUCCAUCAGCGCUCCUUUGACCACUAACCCGGUCUUGGGUACCAUGAUCAUUGCCGAACGUGCGGUUGAGAAGAUCCUUGCUUUAUAA
Molecule: messenger RNA, 1626 nt
Organism: Macroventuria anomochaeta
Lineage: Eukaryota; Fungi; Ascomycota; Dothideomycetes; Pleosporales; Didymellaceae
Product: GMC oxidoreductase
Exons: 2
Coding region: 1-1626 (541 amino acids)
Molecular function (GO): oxidoreductase activity, acting on CH-OH group of donors; flavin adenine dinucleotide binding
Source: RefSeq, a predicted model, not a curated record